Messenger RNA from Trichoderma virens Gv29-8, 2370 nucleotides. RefSeq lists its product as uncharacterized. Gene Ontology annotation, molecular function: protein serine/threonine kinase activity; ATP binding. The coding region runs from base 1 to 1893 and encodes 630 amino acids. The transcript has 4 exons. The record is from RefSeq and is a predicted model, not a curated record. Lineage: Eukaryota; Fungi; Ascomycota; Sordariomycetes; Hypocreales; Hypocreaceae. Gene Ontology annotation, biological process: protein phosphorylation. Gene Ontology annotation, cellular component: nucleus; plasma membrane; cytoplasm.
AUGCCAUCCUCAAAGGUCGCCAACAGCUCUGCAGGGGGCCAGGUGAGCAAUCGCCUGCGCAACUUCUUCCGCAUGAACAGCAGCGCGAGCAGCAUUGGCGAAAAGGAAAGGGCCAGCAACUCGCUUAGCAUUAACGGGCCCACAAGCAACGGCAGCGGCAGCGGCAGCGACUCGCACUCAACCAAAACAUCUCGACACACCAAGCUCUUCAACAGCACCGUCGGCCGUCUGAGGUCACAUACCGUCGCCAGCGAGAGCAACAAGCUAGAAGAGGCAAUGAGCCCUACGGCGCUUGCCAACCCCUACUUUGCUCACCAAGGACAGCCCGGCCUGCGCCAUCACAACGAAGGCUCUGUGCCACCAAGCCCUCCCGAUACGCCAACCUUGAAGGUGUCGGGCCCAGAUGGCACAGAAGCCGAACAGGCUACGAGCGAAACUAAGGAAGAGCUGGCCCGCAGGUUAAGGAGGGUUGCCAGUGCACCCAAUGCUCAGGGACUGUUUGCGAGUUCUGGAAACAAGGGCGACCGCCCCGGCACCGCUGAACUCGGCAAAGACCCCUUGAUCCAAAACUCCCAAUCAGGGUCACUCGGCCUCAUCGACGGCGGCAAGGCCGAUGCACCACAGCAUUUGCACAGCGAAGACACCCUGGGCGCUCUGCCUCCUCCGCAGACUCCUUUGGCUUUCCGCAGGACAUACAGUUCCAACUCGAUCAAGGUCCGCGAUGUCGAAGUUGGCCCUUCCAGCUUCGACAAGAUUAAGCUGAUUGGCAAGGGUGAUGUGGGUAAAGUCUAUCUGGUCAGGGAGAAGAAGAGCAACAGGCUCUAUGCUAUGAAAGUCUUGAGCAAGAAGGAGAUGAUUAAGCGAAACAAGAUUAAGCGCGCCCUCGCUGAACAGGAAAUUCUCGCGACAAGCAACCACCCCUUCAUCGUCACUCUAUACCACUCGUUCCAAUCAGAAGAUCAUCUUUAUCUAUGCAUGGAAUAUUGCAGCGGAGGAGAGUUUUUCAGAGCACUCCAAACUCGCCCUGGCAAGUGCAUUCCGGAAGACGACGCCCGCUUCUAUGCCGCCGAGGUCACGGCCGCUUUGGAGUACCUUCAUCUCAUGGGUUUCAUCUACCGAGAUUUGAAGCCUGAGAACAUUCUGCUUCACCAAUCCGGCCACAUCAUGUUGUCGGAUUUCGAUUUGUCAAAGCAGUCUGGCCCGGGUGGCAAGCCGACGAUGAUCGUUGGCAAGAACGGAGCUAGGACGGAUUCUUUGCCCACGAUUGACACGCGAUCAUGUAUUGCCGACUUCAGAACAAAUUCGUUUGUCGGCACUGAAGAGUACAUCGCCCCGGAAGUUAUCAAGGGUAGCGGCCACACGAGUGCGGUAGACUGGUGGACUUUGGGCAUUCUCAUCUAUGAGAUGCUCUACGGAACCACACCUUUCAAGGGCAAGAACCGAAAUGCCACUUUCGCCAACAUCCUGCGCGAGGAUAUUCCCUUCCCUGACCACACUGGGGCGCCACAAAUCUCCAAGAAACUGUUGAUCAAGGACGAGAACCGCAGGUUAGGCGCCCGCGCUGGUGCCUCUGAUAUCAAAGCCCACCCCUUCUUCCGAACGACUCAGUGGGCUCUGAUUCGCCAUAUGAAGCCGCCCAUUGUCCCUAACCAGGGCCGUGGAAUUGAUACCAUCAACUUUAGGAACGUCAAGGAGAGCGAAAGCGUUGACAUCAGCGGGGCCAGGGCAAUCAAUGCCGUUGGUGUUCCCCUGGAUAGCGGACUAGCAACCCCUGGCAAUGAGGCUGCAGACCCGUUCCUCGAGUUCAACAGCGUCACGCUCCACCACGAUGACGAUGUGCAAUUCCACGACGUAAAUUAUGGUUAUGCUUCAUCACCCUCAUCCCGCAGCUGAGAUGGCCCUUUGAAACCUGGGGUUUUCGACGUCGAACCAAUUACCUUUCUUCUCUCCACGAGGCUCCGGCCUAAGUUUUGAUAUCACGCGUGCACACGGCUAGGGUUAUGGGGAUUGUGUUAAGAUUACGACAUUUGAGUCUUUUAUUCAAGCGACCAAGUUUUUGCGUUUUUGGAGUUGAUGCCUGCAUGGAAUAUCCCGUCAUUCGCUCAUUUUGCUUUGCAGCAGGCAAGCUAGCAGAUACAAACUCAUAGCGGAUUCCGUACGAUGCCCCCUCAAAGUUGUCGUUUAGGAUUAUUGUUGAAGAAAAGUCUGUCCAGCAUCGUUGCAAGUCUGUCCACUUGAAUUCGGCGUCUUAUUUGGUUUUUUGGCGUUUCAUGGGAGUUGUUCUGGCGCCGGGAAGGGCAUGUCAUGUAAACUGUCGACAGUCUAUGAAGAUACGUUUGAUCUACCAAUAGAACAAGGAUAUUCUGACGA